CACACGCACACACACACACGCAGUCAGUCGAGACGUGAUACUGAUCCCAUACUGAGGAUUGUUAUUUGAUUAAUCAGUGCUGUAAUUGUUUACUGGAUGUUGCUCGACUCGGCCAAUCACAGCAUGUAAAAACACUCGGCCCGCCUUCAUCAAACCUCUGAAGAUUAAUCGUUAAAGUGUUUUAUAACUAAAAUUCCUCACAUCAUCAACCCUCUGUGACUGAAUGAAUGAAAUUCCUCCUGAUUUACACCUGUGUCUUCUUACACUCACACUUCUUACACUCACACUUCUUACACUCACACUUCUUACACUCACACUAAUCACUCGACUCUCGCUGUGGCUUUCAGGUUUAUUGUCAUGUGCAUAAAGAGAGCUUUACGCUUCUAUAUACAGUGAAAUUCCUGUGCUGCAGUUACACACUCCUACGCAGACGCGGCGCAAAAAUGAUAAAUGAACUCUUACGGAGUACAAAAGUAGAAAACUGUAAACAUUAAACACAGAGAAAAGACUGUGCAAGAUGAUUAAUGUGCUCUAAGCAAGAAAAAAAAAUAAUAAACUGUAAACACUGUAAACAUUAUCUGCAGUCAGAAAGGGAGAUAUUUCACAUACAUUACUCUAAAUUAUUAGAUUUAAAUUAUCUUUAAAGAUCUAAAUUAUGAGGGUGUGGCCUGUCCGGCGUUUAGUUUAGUUCCUAAAGGUAUCUAAUUAAACACAAAGUAAUAUUAUAAUGUUGAUAUAAUAUCCUAUAUGAUGGGAUAAGAUGAAACCAUGGUUAUAAGUUUUUCUUCCAUUUUUGCAUCAGACAGUAAACAGGAACUAAUCGCAAGUAGGAACUAAAGCUGGGAGCUGAAGCGGGGAACUGAAGAAACGUCGGACCUCACGCUCCGCAGGAUCAGUCCGAGGAAUCGUUCGAGCCGAUCGUUUGGAUUCGUCGCUUCUUUACAGCUUCACAUCUGAUUUGUGUAGAAAUGAGAAUUUCAGUUUAAAUGUCGCAUGUUGCCAAAAAUGGAAAAUAAAUCAGCUGUCGCUUUGCUGCUCGCUAAUAACACGGCGUCAUGCUAAUGCGCUGACGUUAGCGCGGUGUAGACGUGUCAGCGUCGUGUGUUUAACGUGUUCAGGUCUUUAUUUCACUGUUGUAGUUUUACAAGCUCUCUUACUGUACAUACAGGUCAAACACAUGACUUCUUUCAUCUCCAUUUUUGUCUAAAUGAUCAAUUAACCAUAAUUGUUAUUUCAUCAGACUAAAAGACAGGAUUAGAUUGGAAAAUAUCUCACAUCUGAUCUCACUAUAAUCCAAUACUUCAUUUCAGGAUAAUGAUGAACCAGGAUCGAAGCUCAGUAUCCGGAAUUGUGCAUCGUUAGUAUUUUAGUUAAGUGUUUGUGUCACAGAUUGAAAAAAAUAUUCUUGAGUAUUCUUUUUGAUAUAUAUAUAUAUUUUUUUUAACGUUUCCUGAUUCAGCAGCAUCAUGGCGUCCGAUUCUUCCCGUUCCUCGCCGAGUUUGGAAUCUCAGGACGACUGGAGCAUCGGAGUGUGGAUGGAAGGAGAUUGUGAUGCUGAAGACGAUGUAGGAAGACGAGGACACGCGGCUCCUCGGGCACAGGAAGAGGAAACACGCUCCAGUCUUUCUGAACAGGAAGUCACUGAAUCCCAGACUGGAGCAGAAGCUGUACUUUGUCAUUGUGAUGCCACGUUUGUGCCAGAAGAUGGAGCUGUGACGCCAAACAGCGAUCUGACUGACACGGAUGACGUAAUGGAACAUCACAAGUGGCCCGAAAUGGUGGAGUGUGAAAAUGAAGGAGGUGUGUGGAGUGAUGGACGUGACACUUCACAAACAGACCAAUCAGAGCUCAUACAGGAAUUAUCUGAUGAACCUUUCAAAGAACAAGGGCUCGAUUUUACAUUUUAUAAUGACAGCAAAGCUUUCUGUUUGAAUGAGAAAACAGGAAGUGGGCGGAGUUACAAACAUCAAACAUAUCAAUCAUCACUGGACCAAAAAACUGAGUCUCUUGAGGAUUCCAUCAUGUUCCUGUCAGAGGAUCAGGAUGAGAGGAGGAUAAAGAGCGGAGGUGACCAGCAGGGGGCGUCUGAGACUCCUGAUCCGGCUCAGAAUCAGGAAGUGCAACAGGUGUGCAAAUCAACUCCUCCCUUAGAAACUGUUGCCGACGAGACAGCCAAUAGAGAUCCUGGAAACCUGAGCUGCAGGUCUUUUAUGGUCAGUGAGUGUUUGAUAAUAGAGGCAGCAGGGUGGAGGGAGGCAGAGAGGGAGAGUGAAGAGAGAGAGGACGAGACAGGAUUGAGAUCAGACAAAGUGCAGAUCAGACAAGAAACACAGAGACACGCUGAAGAUCUGAGAAGAGAACGGAGAAGAAACAUGGACCUGGAUCAAUAUGACGACAACCAAAGUGACAGCGGAGUGUCUGCUGAUUUCUCCCUGAACAGCAUGUCGGAUAACGAGACGCCAAUCGAGAGGGAGAUACGCCUCGCCUUCAAACGAGAGCAGAGCCUUCGCCGCUCGCGGGGCCUGGACGAGACCAAGGAGUUCAUCGAGAUCCCACUCAGAAAGUCCAUCCUCUCCCAAGAUCUCCCAGAGAAGUCAGUGAAGGAUCACGGCAAGGAGCGCCAGUUCGCUGGGAAGAAGAUGCAGCGUGAGAUCCACGCUGAAGCUGAAAGAGAGAAGGUGCUGGUCAAGCUCGGAAGGCUCCCUGGAUUUUACGACAAAGGUACCGUGAGACAACUACAGGAAAAAAAACUUCUCUUCGAAGCCUUCCAGGAAUCCAAAGAUUCCCAAAUCUCCAGUGACAGAACUCAGGAACCCAUAAACAGCCUGGCAAUGAUUUUCCAGAACCAUUCCCCAUUCCAGCCCAUUGAAACUUCACCCAAAGAUCUCCAGAUCUCAAGAAAUCAGGAUCAUGAGACAUUCAGAACUGUUCAGGAGCCGAAGAACGAGGGAAAAUCCUGUGUUUCAUCCUGCAAGAUCAUCAAUGGUGGAAAUCAGGACUGCUCAUCUAAGGAACACACAAGUCACUUGGAGCUGGAUUCUUCUCCUCAACUCUUCUCAUCUCUGAAGGAGAAGAAACUCCUGUUCGAAUCCCUCCAGGAGAAUAAAGAUCUUCAGACCUCCAGAGAUAGUGAGGACAUUGAGGUCUCUGGAUCUUUUAAAGAACAGAGGAAAAGUCUGGAUAUCUUUUUCCAGAACCAAAAUUCUGGAUUAAAAGCCAUCCAGGAACCCAAAGAUCUCCAGAUCAAAAGAAAUCAGGAUGACAACAUGUUGGAAUCUUCUAAGGAACCAACAAGGAACCUGCAGUUCCAGAACCCAAAACCACGUGGUCCAGGGUUCUCGGAGGCUGUGGAUCGGCAGGUGAUAAUCAUCGAGAACAAUCCUACAGUGAUUUCACACACCAACAGGCAGGUUUACAACCCGGUGACUGCGAUGGACUCAGGAAGCGUCAGAUCUUCACCUGAGGAUCUUCAUCGCAACUCACAAGUCCAAAACGAGACGGCUAACGGUGAAGAGCUGAAGGAGAACCCGUUCUUCAAGCUGAGAUCGUCGCUGUCCCUCCUUCCAGACGUGCAUAAGGACAUUCAGGAAGCGAAAAAGCGAGAGGAAGAACUGCGCAACCAGAGGAUGAGUCUCUAUGGCAACGGGUCAAAGGUCACAGCGUCACCGAGCAGAACCACGCCAACACACAGCCACGCAAACACACCGGGACAACACCUGAACACCACACCAGUGAGCUCGUCGUUUGGGAAGUUGGAUCGAACAUGGCCGCCUCCUUCACUACAGAACGGACACAAACCACAUUCUGAGGUGAAGGAACAGCGUCAGACGAACCUGUUAGUCCAGCGCUGGGAAUCAGGUCUGAUCAACGGACACGGCGACGACCAUCACAACUGACCACGGAGCGCAAACACACACCUCCUGAAGACCAGCGUGAACUUCUCCAACGUUAACUUUAAACACCUGCUAUUAGCUGUUAAACACAACGCUAAUCACAACAUCACGCCUUCGCGCUAUUACAGCUGAUUAGCAUUUACUGUGUCAGAUUAGCGUUAUAUAAUGCACACACACAGACUUUCAUUCACAAAGAACAAAAAGUUAAAAUCUUUAAUUCAUUAAUCACUUAGCUUGCUAGCAUGCUAAGCUAGCCAGUUAGCCACUAGCAAGUUCUGGCUGUUUAGUGAGUUAGCAAACCUAUGCUAGCUAGCCAAACUGAUUCAUUACUGAAUCUUUAAGAGGUGUUUAUUAAUUUUUUUUUCUGGUUCCAGUGUUGAUCCACUUUACAGACUGAUAGCUAGCUUGUUUUUCAUCUAUUGCGUUGAUAGUUAAUUUUUAGCUGCCAACAAGCUAGCUAGUUAGAUAUUUAUAUUUAGCUACUCCACUGACAGGUCUUCAGUUUAGCACUAGCCAGUUAGCUCUAUUUAAUAUUUUACAUUAUAGCAUUGUUAGCUAGAUAUUUACGUUUAGCCGACCUAUUCCAGAGAGGGAUUCUUGUUAUUUGUUAUCAGUAAGCUAGCUGGGAUUAGCAAACAUUUUCUUAUUUUUUAAUGAUUAAAACACUUUUAAACUCAUUUCGCCGUGCUGUAUGAGUGACGGAGUGAAAGAGAGUGAAAUGCGCGUGACCUUGUUUCCACACGCAAAGGCUGAGAAAAAGAAUUAAAACGUGUCUCUCUUUUACAAUAGCUGCGUUCACGCCAUGUCAUAAUUUCCGUAAUUGCGAGAUUCCGGCUUGUAUAAAGCGUUCACGUCCUUGUAGAAAUUACAAGUUUUAAACUUGGAGAGCUCCGACUUGUACCAUGUGACUGCCACGACGUCGUGCGGAAACACAAAAUGGCGGCGGCUUCAGCAGUAAAAUGUAGUUAAGUCGUUAUCUCGUAACAUUUCUGUGUAAUAAUUCGUAUAAUUGAUUAUUAAUGCCUUAAUAAUGUGAGAUUAAUCUGAAAAUAAAUGAAAGACAUACAGUACAGUUUAACGUAGCUAGCACAGACUGUUACAACCUGAUGCGCUUUCUGUGUUUAAUAUUUAGCAAUAGCACAAAAACAGGAUUUAAUAUUCGAAUUAUGUAUUUUGCAAAUGUUAACAUUAUCAUCUCACACGGAUUCAUUCUGGCGUAAAGAAGCGCGUAACUCCGAGUCCGAGGACGCGAACAGCUCCGAGUAGAACGUCCAGGUUCUCAUCUAGUGGUUACGGUAAUUCCGACAUGGCGUGAACGGAGACGAUGCUGGAUUUUUUGCGGUAGUUUCAGGUAUCAGGUUUCUGAGAUGAAGUUGAGGUGGAAAUUUUACUGAAGCCUGUAAACUCUGGUUAAUGAUAUUAAUCUGGACCCCAGCGGAACGCAGUCAGGUGUAAAUCCGCGCAGUACGCUGGAUGACUGCGUGCUGUCGACUCUCAUCUCUUCACUGGAUUUCAGCCUGUAGCUGAGUCACGUGUGAUAGCCUCUCCGCUUUGAGUUUGAGGCUACGUCAUUAAUAAAAUCUCUGGUCACGAGCCGCUGCUGUAUAAAUAUUUUACAGCGUCUUCUCUGGCACUGUGAUGUCACUUUGCUGAAUCACUCGGUGACUAACAGCUAAAAAGAACGAGAAUAAAAGCGGGGCUUUGUUACUGCCUGCUUGGGGACAUUUCACAGGCAAAUCCUGAGAGAUCACACACACUCGCGCAAACACACACAAACACACACACACACACACACAAACUGAUGAGUCCUGAACGUCACAUUGUGUGAGACAGGCGUUCCUUCAGCACACAGAAACAGAAACAGACACGCCCACUCAGAGCUUUGUUACAUCAUCUCCACAGGACACGCCCACUCAGCAUUCAGUUUCACCCUUGCCACUAAGGACACGCCCACUCAGCACUCAGUUUCACCCUCGCUGCUCAGGACACGCCCACUAAGGACACGCCCACUCAGAGCUUUGUUACAUCUUCUCCACAGGACACGCCCACUCAGCACUCAGUUUCACCCUCAGAGCUUUGAAGUAAAAUGCGACACUGAGCGCGGUCCUGCUCCGCCCUAAACCUCACAUUCAGACCUUUAUUUACAUACAAAGGAGAAAAAAUCCUUUAAAGCCGUAAUAUAACAAGUGACUCAUGACUGGACACAUGAAUGAUGUUUAUUCUGCCAUCAUAUAUUACAAAUGUUUUUUUUUUUUUUUAAUCAAUUCAGUGUUGGGUAUUAACGCCUGGUUUUACACCAUGUAGGUCAUUUAACUACGUAAAGAACAGAUUUAAUACAACCUGAUGAACUAAACUGGAUCAACUGAUGAGGAUCAAUUUGACCAGAUUACAAAGAACCAGAUUAACUAAACCUGAUUAACUACACUUAACUAAGCUAAACCAGAUGAACUAAACCUCCUGAUGUUUUAAGCUACCUGUUGAAGACACUUGGCUAAAGUGUUCAAUGUUAUUGAUCAUUAAUGUGAUUAAAUUUGGCCUCAGGAGCAUCUUUA
Pangasianodon hypophthalmus (striped catfish) is the source of this 6445-nucleotide messenger RNA. It is a transcript of the gene misp3, whose product is annotated as MISP family member 3. The record is from RefSeq and is a predicted model, not a curated record. The transcript is spliced from 3 exons. The coding region runs from base 1467 to 3896 and encodes 809 amino acids. NCBI's taxonomy places the organism in Eukaryota, Metazoa, Chordata, Actinopteri, Siluriformes, Pangasiidae.